Molecule: messenger RNA, 2293 nt
Organism: Austrofundulus limnaeus
Lineage: Eukaryota; Metazoa; Chordata; Actinopteri; Cyprinodontiformes; Rivulidae
Gene: anks4b
Product: ankyrin repeat and sterile alpha motif domain containing 4B
Exons: 2
Coding region: 462-1925 (487 amino acids)
Molecular function (GO): protein binding
Source: RefSeq, a predicted model, not a curated record
UACUGCAAAGAUUUUUUUAGUCAUGUAACAGUCAAAAUACAUGGAAUCCCAUUUCCACUUCUAUGGGGAAAAAAGAGAUAAUCUAAGUCAUAAUAACAAAACACAAUCCCAAAAAUUUGAAUUGGCAUACCAAUUUACAUUUUAUGCCUCRGCCCGGGAGGAGACAAACUGUUCUCUGGUUGUCUGUUUUUGCAUUACUGAAUGUUCGUCAAACAUUCUUAUGCACUGCAGCUCCUGAUUGGAGCUAUUGAUUGCAGUCAAAAUUCACAUAAUUGACUGUGACUAAACAGGGUGGUGCAGAAGGAGCAACAACUGAAUAUUUAAAGACAAAAAUAUACAAACAGACAUAUAUUAGAGAUUUUAAAAAAAGUAAAUAACUUCUAGCUAGUAUUUUGUUCUCGGUUCAGUACUUUGUGCUUCACAGCUGCUUACACAGAUGACUGAAUGAGCUUUGAGACUUGAUGAUGUGUCGCAGCAGGAAAUGGUGCCUCGGACGGGCACAGAGCUGGACUUUGCUUCUGUUUUAUGACCGAGCUGCUCACACGCCCAGUGAUCACAUUGUUUGCUCAGGUCUGCUUGCUCUUCCUCCUCUGGCACAAGCGAAGGGACAAAGGAUACAACAGAUUGAAAUAUUCGUGUUCUUUCCAACGAUGUCGAGGUACCACAAAGCAGCAGUUGACGGUAACUUGGACCUCUUGAAGGAGGCCACGAGGAAACACCUGAACACUGCGGAUGAUGACGGCAUGACUCCCACCCUGCUGGCUGCUUUUCAUGGACACAUCGAAGCUCUUCAGCUCAUUUGCAGCAGACAAGGAGAUCCCAACAAGAGUGACAUCUGGGGGAACACGCCCCUGCACCUCGCAGCGGAUAACGGCCACAUGCACAUCCUCAGCUUUCUGGUGAACUUUGGAGCAAACCUCUUCGCCCUGGACAAUGACUUCCACUCAGCUAUGGAUGUCGCCGCAUCUCGAGGCCACAUGGAAUGUGUGCGCUUUCUGGACAAUGCCGCCGCGCAGCAGACCAAUCAAAACCAAAGAAAGGUCGCCACCCUGAAGAAGGAGGCUCAGAAGGAGGCAGAACGGCGAGUGAAACUCUGCGAAAAGGUAAAGAAGAGACACCAGAGCAAGAUGGACAAAAUCAAGCCUGGGUCCAUGUCGGAGGCCACCAUGGGAUCGGCGUCCCAGGACGAAGAAACUAUGAGUGGUGUCAACGAGCAGUUCUCCAAGCUCACUGCUGUGGAUCAAGUUGGCUCUAUUAAGGGUACCCUUCUGAAGAGGCUAGCAAAGAAGGACAAAGGAACACUGCAGCAUGCAGGAGCAGAUAAAAAUGUUGUCUUUCGCAAACAGGAUAGCGUGGUGUCUGAUAAACCAGAGUUUUUAGACGUCUUUAAUGAAGAGGACGAGGGUGAGUUGGAUGAAGGAGGAAUGGCAAAUGACGAUGAGGAUAACGAUGAUGGCAUCAACAAACCAGGUCAGGUCAAGCAAUCCAUCUUCAAUCGGCCAGGCUUCGGAGGUCUGAUUUUCAUGAACAAAAUGAACACAGAGAUAGAGGACGCACCCCGUGACAACAACGAAAGCCUUAGUUUUCUUGUUCAGAAGCCCCUUGAGGCUGAGGAGGACGGAGCUGGCUUUGACGAUUUUGAUGAUGCCGACCUCCCCUGGGAUCAGGAAGACCUGGGACUGGAUGACGAUGAAGCUGAGGAAAGCUCGCCUUUAGAAGUGUUCCUGUCUGCCAUCUCCUUGCCAGAGUUUGCCCCCGCCUUCAGCAGAGAGCACUUGGACCUGGAGGCGCUCAUGCUUUGCUCUGAUGACGACCUGAAGGGCAUUCGCAUACAGUUAGGACCCAGGAAGAAAAUCUUGGAAGCUGCUGUUCGCAGAACAAAGGCCCUGGAGAGCCCUGGUAUCAUGAAGGACAGCUCCCUGUGAUCCAUCAAAAACAGCACAGAUACAAGCAAACAUUUGAAAUGAUGUCACUUCUUGAUUUGAUCUGCUUGAUUUCUUGUAAACAAAUUCUGCAAACCUUUUCACAUUGUAAAGAAAUAAAAUAAAAGUUGCAUGGUGUUUUGUUUUGAACGACAUCUGUUCAAAAAUCUGCUUAGGGGGUUAAAAAACGAUGGAUACUUGGUGUUCAAGCUCAGUAGAUUAGUGUAGAUACAAACAUGAUGAGAUUUUUGUUGUGAACUCUUGAUUAUUUAUUACUGUGAAAGACAAAACAAAAUCGGGCUGAAUAAGUUGAGCAUCAUGUUCUUGAUCUUGCUACUAUUCUGUCAAAUAAUUAAAACAUGAUCAAAACA